AUCCACACACUGGAGAACGGAACGGGGCGGACAAUCAGUCAGUUCCGGAUCAAGCUCGCGGUUCCACUGUGCGCGUGCGCGUGCGCGUGCGCGUGCGGUGCUCACCACCGGAAUCGGGGACCGGGGAUCUGUGGAUUCUGAAGAAAAGCCGAUGGAUUUUCCUCAAUAAAAAUCCCAUCUUUUUCUAUCUGCUUCCGCCUGGUGCCGGAGGGAGAGACGCGGAUGUCUUUUCUUGGGGCUGCCGUCCAGGUCCAGAGACCACGGAGCGCGGAGGCAGUUGGGACUGCGAGUAGUCGCCCUAUCGCUCUAGCUCCAGCAGCAGGCGCUCCAAUCUAGCGCCCCUGCAGCCGCUGGCCCCACCCUGGGGGAGGAGGACGACGCCCCGGCCGCCUCAUGGAAGAUCAAUCACCUGACCAUAUAUCAGUCGGUUCAGUGCCAAAAAAGUCUAGUACAUCCUCACGAGGUCGACGCCGUAAUUUCUCAUCAUCAACAUGCAAAGAUUUUCUCCGGAAGUUUGUGGACAGUGAACUUUUAACUUCAAGCCUUGAGGAUUGGUUCUGUGGUCACUGUGAAGAUUGUGGUUUCAGGAAGCCAACUUUUGAUGUUCCUUUCGACCUUACUGAAUUACAGAAUUUUGAUUAUGCUCUGGAGGGUGUUACUUUUCAGCAGCUAGUAAGGAUGCCAAAUGCUCUAUGUUCGUCAACAUCUGAUGUUUUUGAAGCUACUGCAUAUCUUGCUUUGGAGGAUUUCCUUCAUGCAGGCAUUAAAGGAUUGUGGGAAACUUUCUGGGGCCCUGAUGAGGCAAUGCCUUCCUCAGUUGCCUGUAUACACAGCUCAAGUUCCAAAUUUUAUCCUGCUGAGAAGGCUAUUAGCAGUGGCAAACUCGAUGGUGUUUGUGCAACUUCUGUACUGCUGAAGAAUUUGAAGUAUUCACAAGGAAGAUGGGAUGAUAUUGUUGUGUUGGCUUUGUUGAGACCUGAUAUUGGAAUGGUUUCCGCACAGGGUGACCAGGAGCCAUCUUCUGCUGUCUUAGGGGAGGCACUCUUCUUUGCUUUGCGUGUCCUACUGUCUCGAAGCCUUAGCAGAUCCUCCACUGUUCUUCACAAUUCAGAUUGUAUUUAUUUGCUUCUUGUUGAUUCACAGUUUGGAAGAGUAGUAAAGGUCCAAGGAGAUUUGAACAAGCUGGAUUUUGAUCAGAACAAUGUUUAUUACUGUGCUGCUGAAUGGAUAAAGAAGCAUGCCAAGAUUUCAGUUUCUUCUAUAGAUCGAGUAUGGAACAAACUUGGGAAUGCUAACUGGGGAGACAUUGGGACCCUUCAAGUUCUCAUGGCUAUAUUCCUCUCAAUGAUCCAAUUUUAUGGAGAGCCUAAGUAUUCUCUUGAUGAACUUGCCACAGAACAUAGUUCAAGGCUACAAAGUCGAAGGUCAGAAAGACAUUUAGUUGACAGACAAGCUAAUGGUCAUGGUUUAUUUCAGUUCCAACAGCCAAGUCAUUCUCCUGAAAUUGUCGAAGUACAUGAGGAACCAGCUGUUGAUGUGAAACCACAGGAAACCUUGAAGCUUGAAAUAGGAUCUGUUGUAUUGAUGAAUGAUGCUUACAUACAGAAAGGUUUUCAAAUCAAUGACAUCCUAACAGACAGUGACCCUCCUAUUUAUACUUCUACUCCUGUAGAAGAACCUACCAAAACGUAUCUACUGUAUGUAGGCUCCAGCCCGUCUCAUUUGGAACCGGCAUGGGACGAUAUGAAUUCCUGGUACCAAGUGCAGAGGCAGACCAAAGUACUGUCUUUGAUGAAGCAAAGAGGCAUUUCUAGCAGAUAUAUACCACAUAUGGCAUCUUCUGGGCGGAUCAUCCAUCCAGGCACAUGCAAUAAGCCUAACUCAAAUGGAAAUUGUGACCAUCCAUGGUGCAGUACUCCAAUUCUUGUCACCUCACCAGUUGGUCAGACUGUUUCAAAUCUGAUACGGAAUGGAUUGUUCGGUGUUGAGGAGGCACUGAGAUGUUGCCAUGAUUGUUUAUCCUCUCUUGCUGCAGCAGCAUCUGCAGGAGUCCGUCACAGUGAUAUCCGGCCAGAGAAUGUGAUCCGUGUCAGUAAUGGUUCAGGUGAUCCAUAUUUUGUGCUUAUUGGAUGGGGUCAUGCUAUCCUAGAAGAUAGAGAACGACCUGUGAUGAAUCUGUUCUUCUCAUCUACGUUUGCGCUCCAGGAAGGCAAGCUAUGUGCAGCAUCUGAUGCAGAAAGUUUAAUCUAUCUACUAUAUUUCUCUUGCGGUGGAGUUUGCCCAGAGCUUGACUCGGUUGAAAGUGCCCUUCAGUGGAGGGAGAUAUCGUGGUCGAGGAGAGUUAUACAGCAGAAGUUGGGCGACUUCUCAGCAGUGUUAAAAGCUUUUGCGGAUUAUGUUGACAGCCUUUGCGGAACCUACCCAAUGGACUAUGACAUAUGGUUGAAAAGAUUGCGAAGAACAAUAAAUGAAGAUCAUGGGAAGGAGGUCGACACAUCAUCAUCAAGUUAAUACUACGGAACAUUUUUCUUGCAAAAUCCAGAAUGCGGAGGAUCAAGAGUGAUCAAUCCAUUACUUUUUGUUGUUGUAGAUAAUUUUUUUGUGAAAGGCUUUCCAUAGGUCAUAGUGUUCAUCGUCUCGCACCAUUCCUUUGCCCCUUUGAUAAGGGUAUUUCAAAAAUUGCAAUCUGCUGCUGCUAUCCUCAAUGCGAUCACUGUCACUGUUUACUAUUCUGUGCUCCCACCUUCAGCGGUUCACAGAGGAGUGCAGUAUAUAGAUCCUUGAGGAUAUCAGCAACAUGAUGUAUUUUGUAAAUGGUCUUUGGUAAAUUGGUUAGCCUCUGCUCUGGUUGCCCUCUGGGAUUCUGGUCCCAUUUUAUUUGGUGCUGUGCAAGGCUAGGCUUGUGGAUGUUAACUGGUAGGAAAAUAUGGACCUCGAGUGUGUGGUAUAGUCGAUUAAUUUUUGGCACUUCCUGUUUGUAACUGCUCCAAAAUAGAUAUGCGGUUAGUGGUGGUGUGGCAUAGUAGCAUUUAUUUUUUUAAGAAGGCUAAAUUAUUUGUUGGGUGCAAUGUUAAUUGUUAAAGGUCCUAUAAAUGAUGUUCUAUUGAUUGAGAUGCCCAAA
This is a messenger RNA of Sorghum bicolor (sorghum), 3121 nucleotides long. RefSeq lists its product as uncharacterized. Bases 394 to 2511 code for a protein of 705 amino acids. The transcript has 2 exons. NCBI's taxonomy places the organism in Eukaryota, Viridiplantae, Streptophyta, Magnoliopsida, Poales, Poaceae. The record is from RefSeq and is a predicted model, not a curated record.